Messenger RNA from Alexandromys fortis (reed vole), 3089 nucleotides. It is a transcript of the gene Fcmr, whose product is annotated as Fc mu receptor. Bases 92 to 1390 code for a protein of 432 amino acids. Gene Ontology annotation, cellular component: plasma membrane. Gene Ontology annotation, molecular function: transmembrane signaling receptor activity. NCBI's taxonomy places the organism in Eukaryota, Metazoa, Chordata, Mammalia, Rodentia, Cricetidae. The transcript is spliced from 8 exons. The record is from RefSeq and is a predicted model, not a curated record.
CUCUCUUUCAAGUACCCGACUGAAGAAGGCUCUCCCAGGUGAUCGCUGCCCAGGCGAUCGCUGUGUCUCUGCGUACUCUAGGGGCUCCUGUAUGGAAUCUGGCCUCCAAGGAACCAUGUGCCUUUGGCUCUGGUUACUUUGCUUCCUGCCAGUAUCUGGGACGCUGAAGGUCCUCCCGGAAGUACAGCUGGAUGCCGAGUGGGGUGGAUCCAUUGUCGUCAGGUGCCCACUCCGUCACCCUCAAACAGGUGUGAGGAUGUACCUGUGCCGGGAGAUGACUGACCCCAGGAUCUGUGCCACUGUGGUGUCCAACAGCUUCGUCAGGAAGGAGUAUGAAGGACGGGUCGUCCUGCUGCCAUGGUCGGAUCCAGAGCAUUUCCUAGUGGAGUUGAGGCAGCUGACCGGAAGUGACAAUGGAGUCUAUGCUUGCGGUGUGGGUGGACACACAGACCGGGGCAAGACCCAGAGAAUCACCCUGAAUGUCCAUCCUGAAUACGAACCAUUCUGGGAAGAAGAGCCUGCCCCUGAGCCUCCACCGUGGUUUCACAGAUUUCCGCAGGAGCAGAUUCCCAGCCGGCUCCAUGAGGUUGAACAUGUCACUUCUUCUGGAUCCAUAUCCGAAGUGACCACACCAGUUCCCAGGACCAAGGCCCCUCCAGCUCACCAGCCCUCCAGCACCGUUCCAGUCACCCACCAUCCCAGAGGUUCCAGAACAUCUUCCAUGACAGCUGCUAAGUCCCCAGCCCUCCUGCCAGCUCCCACAGCCUCAAAGACCUCCGCUCAGCCUGCACCGCGGCCCCCAGCGGCCAGCUACAGCCACCACACCAGUCUCCAGGGGCAAAGAACACCCCACCACAACCCACAGUACGAGAGAGAAGACCAAGGGCUGCACAUCCCCGUCCUAGAAUUUCACAUCCUGAUUCCGGCCUUCCUGGGCUUUCUGUUGCUGGUUCUUUUGGGGCUGAUGGUAAAAAGAGCCGUUCAAAGAAGGAAAGCCUUUUCCAGGCGCGUGGGCCGAGUGGCGAUGAGGAUUCGAGGCCGGGAGGCGUCCCGCCAGUUUCUCGCACAGCGCCCGGGUGCCCCACAGAGACCACGCUCGCAGAACAACGUCUACAGCGCCUGCCCGCGGCGUGCGCCAAUACCCGACCGAGUGGGCCCAACAGAGACUCCACUUCUCAGUACCCUAGCCUCAGCAAACACCGCCCCGCCGCAGGUACUUGAAGCCCCCUGGCCUCACACCCCACCUCUGAAGACAAGCUGUGAGUACUUGAUGUUGGGCCACCAGCCUGCUGUCAACGUGGAAGACAGUGAUCCAGACGAUUACAUCAACAUUCCUGGCCCAUGUCAUCUCCCCAGCUGGCCCCCAAGGCCCAGAUCUUCGUGCCAAUGAGUCCUGCCUGUCUGCUGAUGUCCAGCACCUUUUUGAUUUGUUUAUAGAAACCCUUACCUCCCAUGUCCCACACCCCAACUUGAGUCUCGCCUGAUUAUCUGAAUGCCUUGAGAAUGGUCCUAUUACAAUUUAAUUUUCACCUCAUUGACGCCCCCUGCACUCAUCGGGAGAGCUCUGGGCAUACAGAGCAUUCAUUUGUCAUGACGGCACCUGUCCCUUCUGUGCCACCUAACAUCCUAGGGGACCUACAAGAUGCUUCAUCACUUUUGGUCACAUGGUCUUUGCUGCCUUACUCCUAGCUCAUGUGGCAUCAGACUGGAACAUAACCCUGGCUGAUCUUCACAGGCCUUGUACCAAAGGGCAUAAUGAGCUUCUACAUUUCUUGAGUCCCAUGUCAAGGGCAACUUAUUUGAUAUGAUUACUUAUUCUAAAUUUUUAGAACUAAGUUUUCGUUAGUGUUAGAGACACCACACACACACACACACACACACACACACACAAAUGAAUCCUCUUUAACUCCCCAUCACUUGGUAUAAAUAACCUGACUCCAGCAUCUCUCUCUUUCAGAAAGUCUUGGCUAUCUCCUAUCUUCACUUUGAUCUUAGCCAAACUAUCAUCUCUCUCUGCUUUCAGAAAUACAACCGUUUCCUUGUCAAUUCCAGACAGCUCAUAGCAAGGCAUGGGAGCAAAGCACCCUGGGGGAUCCACGAAGUCAAGGCUCUGCCCUAGCACUUCCAGCACGGAAGAAGAGACAUCCCACCCGCACAUGCUUCUUGUCUGAUGUUUGGGGCAAGGGUAGAGUCAGGCACUUCUGGAAUUGACAUCAGCUGCAGAGUUCAGGCACAGCAUGAGGCAGGAGAAUGCCAGUUCUUGCAUUUGAGAAGAAGGCCUUUCCCAGAUACACAACACAAGCUCCCUGAACCUUUCCUAGAAAUAGAAGGAAGUGGCUACCUGAGUCAAGCUGCCUUACUUCACGAGGAAUAGCAUCACAGAUUGAACACUGCAUCCAGGUAUAAAGUCACUCUCAGCUUGAUACAUCAUAUUAAACAGAUAAGGAAAGAAUGGUAUCAUAAGAAAAGAGGGGUACUUGUAGAAAUCAGGGAGUGGGUGGGUGGGGAAUCAAGGAAAAGGUGAAGUUUUGGGAUGAAUCGGCUCUGUUUUAGCCCACAUUGUAGCUUUCAUCAUUUAGUCUUCAAAUUAGUGUCCUUUGGUGGAGCAAUAACUGUAGAUGGAAGUUUCUGUCCUGCCUGGUCCCACAGCUGUUCAGUCCCAAAGAAACACACAGAGGCUUAUUAUUAGCUAGCUCUUACAACUUAAUUAACCCAUAAUUCUUACCUAUGUUUAGGUACAUGGCUAGGUACCUUUUCUCAGUGAGGCAUUCUUAUCUUGCUUCCUCUGCAUCUCACUGACUACUGCAUCUCUGCCUUCCCUCUACCCAGAUUUCUCCUAAUCUGGUCGCCCUGACUUUACUUCCUGCCUGGCUACUGGUCAAUCAGUGUUUUAUUGAGCCAAUAGGAGAGACAGAUCUUUACAGUGUACAAGAGCAUUCUCCCACAGUAAAUGACUCAGAGGUUAAGAGCAGUGGCAGCAAUUCCAGAGGACCUGGGUUGGAUCCUCAGUACCCACAUGGCAGCUUACAACUAUCUUUAACUCUAGUCCCAGGGGAUCAACAUACAGGCAGGCAUAACACCCAUACACA